Molecule: messenger RNA, 901 nt
Organism: Papaver somniferum (opium poppy)
Lineage: Eukaryota; Viridiplantae; Streptophyta; Magnoliopsida; Ranunculales; Papaveraceae
Product: calmodulin
Exons: 4
Coding region: 133-582 (149 amino acids)
Molecular function (GO): calcium ion binding; enzyme regulator activity
Source: RefSeq, a predicted model, not a curated record
UGAGUCAUCGUGGUGAUAACAACAAUUUGAUCUUCAAUUGCUUAUUUCUGAAAGAAAGAGAAACGAAAACUCUAUUUGUUAUUCUUCAGGCUUUGGAUUUCUUUAUUUUCUUUUGGCAGAAUCGUCUGGAAAAUGGCAGAACAACUCACUGAAGAGCAGAUCUCUGAGUUUAAGGAAGCCUUCAGCCUCUUUGACAAAGAUGGCGAUGGUUGUAUCACCACCAAAGAGUUGGGCACAGUGAUGAGAUCUCUGGGACAAAAUCCUACUGAAGCUGAACUUCAGGACAUGAUAAAUGAAGUUGAUGCUGACCAAAAUGGAACCAUUGAUUUCCCUGAGUUCUUGAAUUUGAUGGCACGAAAAAUGAAGGACACUGACUCUGAGGAGGAGCUCAAGGAGGCAUUCAAGGUCUUUGACAAGGAUCAGAAUGGUUUCAUCUCAGCUGCAGAGCUAAGGCAUGUCAUGACAAAUCUUGGAGAAAAGUUAACGGAUGAUGAAGUGGACGAGAUGAUCCGAGAAGCUGAUGUGGAUGGGGACGGUCAAGUCAAUUAUGAGGAAUUUGUCAGGAUGAUGCUUGCUAAGUGAAAGUAUAAAUGUGUUGGAAUGAAAGAAUUCUAGGGGUUGAACAAAAACAGACAAGGAAAACGAGGGUCGUGUAGUAGUGUGGUCGCAAUGCCUGUAGUCUUAGUAUAUUUAUCUUGUUCAAACUAUGAACCCCCUUCUCCUUCCUUUCUGUAUUUUAUGUGUUUAGCAUAUAUUAUGCAUUUACAGUACACCAAGUUUUGCUUUGUUAAAUGUUUGAAAUUAAAGAGAUACGCUCUCUAAGAUUGUCAAUGCUGCAGCCAUUUUUAAUUUAUAUCUGCUUGAAGCUUAGCAUUUUUGCUAACUCUGCAGUGUUCAACCA